This is a messenger RNA of Polistes dominula (European paper wasp), 1860 nucleotides long. It is a transcript of the gene Ssl1, whose product is annotated as general transcription factor IIH subunit 2 Ssl1. The record is from RefSeq and is a predicted model, not a curated record. Lineage: Eukaryota; Metazoa; Arthropoda; Insecta; Hymenoptera; Vespidae. Gene Ontology annotation, biological process: regulation of transcription by RNA polymerase II; nucleotide-excision repair; DNA-templated transcription. Gene Ontology annotation, molecular function: zinc ion binding. Gene Ontology annotation, cellular component: transcription factor TFIIH holo complex; transcription factor TFIIH core complex.
AAUUAAUGGACGAUAAAAAUAAUGCCAAUUGAAGGAUUUUACCGUUUUUAAAUUUACCGCCUUUUACAAUUUGACCUGCUGAUAUUCCGGAUAGAGAGAGAUAAAGCUAUAUUAAUUAAUACUAAGUCGAUUCUGAUGAUAUUCAUUGGUCGUUUACCUCUAGCGUUUUCACUACUUUGAUUUCAUUGAAUAAUAAUUAUUUAUUAAUAAUUUAUAUAUGUUUUUUAUUUAUAUUACAGUGUUAAAGUCUAUUUUGUAGUCAAAAGAAAUGGCUGAGGAAGAAGAAGGGAAGGAGUAUAGAUGGGAGACUGGUUAUGAAAAAACUUGGGAAGCAAUUAAAGAAGAUGACGAUGGACUUGUUGAAGCAUCCGUUGCAGAAAUUAUACAUAAUGCGAAAAGAAAAAGGCAAUUGGAUAGAAAAACCGGUGCCAGAUUAGGAAUGAUGAGACAUUUGUAUAUUAUUCUUGAUACCUCAGAAGCAAUGUCCAAUCAAGAUUUGAAACCAACACGUUUACUAUGUUCCUUGAAGCUUUUAGAGGACUUUGUGGAUGAAUUUUUUUAUCAAAAUCCUAUAAGUCAAGUUGGUUUAAUUAUAACUAAGAAUAAGAGAGCUGAAAAAAUUAGUGAUUUGGCUGGAAAUUCAAAGAAACAUAUUAAGGAAAUAAAAGCUUUGCAGCAAACAGCAUUAGCUGGUGAACCAUCAUUACAAAAUUCUUUAGAAUUAGCUAUAAAAUCGCUUAGGCUGUUACCAUCUCAUGCUAGCAAAGAAAUAAUAAUAAUAACUGGUUCUCUUACUACGUGUGAUCCUGGAGAUAUUACCGAUACAAUACAAUCUAUGAAAUCGGAUGGUAUAAGGUGUAGCGUGAUAGGUUUAGCUGCUGAAUUGUACAUUUGUAAAAAAAUUGCUAUUUUAACUGGUGGAGAACAUGGUGUUGUUUUAGAUGAUAAACAUUUUAAAGAACAGUUAAAUGCCCAUAUAGAUCCACCACCAGCUGCUACUAGAUUAGAUGCAGCACUUGUUAAAAUGGGUUUUCCACAUCAUGCGUUGCAAUCUUCUGGUACUGACACUUCAAUAGCUGUAUGCAUGUGUCACGCAGAAAAUUCAGAUGGAUCGGUCAAAUUAACAAGUACAGGUUUUCUUUGCCCUCAAUGUCUUAGCAAACAUUGUGAACUACCAGUCGAAUGUAGAGCGUGUGGUCUAACUCUAGUUUCUGCUCCACAUUUGGCAAGAUCCUAUCAUUAUUUAUUUCCAGUUGCACCAUUUAAAGAAUCAGAUUAUGAAGACAAAUAUACAAUGUGCUAUGGAUGCCAAAAAAUAUUAUCUCAGAAAGAUAAAAAGAUUUACAUUUGUGAAAAAUGUACGAGAAUAUUUUGUAUAGACUGUGAAAUAUUUAUUCACGAAUCAUUGCACACGUGUCCGGGUUGUGCAACGAAUCAAACAACAUAUCAAAAAUUUACUGAAAAAUAAAUUUAUAUUAAAUAAUUCGUCUCACAUUUGGAAAUAUUUUAUUUUUCCUUGUCAAUUUAGAUCUAUGAACAUAAAGUUUACCUGAUUAAACUAAUAUCACACAUUCUAUCAUCAUUUUUAAACGUCCUUCUUCUCAAUCACAGUUAGAAGAGGAGGCAAUUCAAGUUUAUUAGCAUCUAGACAGGUGGGAGAAGGAGAGAGUCAUAAUAUUACUGUACUUAUUAGUUCACAGUCGUCCUCUGGUGUGACCGGUUCGAGCGGGAUCGACCUAGUCUCGCGAUUUUAUUAAGUGUCAGCUAUCUACUACGUACGCGCGAUUCUAUCUUGAUUUAAUUUUUUCUACAUAUGAAAUAUUGUCUGACCACAUUGUAUCAUUAUUUAAAAGGCAUCCU